Molecule: messenger RNA, 5878 nt
Organism: Columba livia (rock pigeon)
Lineage: Eukaryota; Metazoa; Chordata; Aves; Columbiformes; Columbidae
Gene: SHROOM4
Product: shroom family member 4
Exons: 8
Coding region: 816-4481 (1221 amino acids)
Biological process (GO): actin filament organization
Cellular component (GO): cortical actin cytoskeleton; apical junction complex; apical plasma membrane
Molecular function (GO): actin filament binding
Source: RefSeq, a predicted model, not a curated record
UGGGGGCUCUGGGUGGGGAGGGGUCCCUGUGCUGACCUCGCAGCUCAUCCCUGCCACCCUCCCUGCUGACCUGGUGGAUGCUGGGUCAGCACUGGGCACUUGGGGGGUACAAGAGGUGGUAUCUGCCUACACGUCUGUGUGGUGGCACGGGACAUCACUGCCUGCAUGCACUGGUAGGACUGGAGACCCCCAUGGCUGUCUGGCACAGGGGGUGGGACGGGGCCUGACACAAGUCCCCUUCCGGAGGAUGUGAUGUGGCUGGUGCUUGCUGCAAAUGCUGAGGGACAGAGAAACAAGGGGGGAAGGUCAGGCUUGUGGUGGGGACACAGAUGUGGCCUCAGGGUCCCUUGACAUGCUUGCCGAGCCGCUCCAGUCCUGGCAGAGACCCUUGGCCUGCUGGGUCGUUGCCUGUGGGCUGCACUAGGGCCACGUCCUUGGUGCCUUCCUGAACUGGCAGCAGGGACGCUGCAGGCAAGGGACCCCCAGCAGCCAGGGAGAGCUGUGAGAUCCCGCUGCCCGGCACCGGGUGCUGGCAGGGCUGGACCCUCCUCGCUGCUGUCCCCCUCGGGCGGGCGCUGGCCUGAGGGGGACAGGAAGCCUCGUAGGAAGUGACUUCAGCCCCGGUUCCUCGGCCCGGCUUCCUCCCCAUUCUUGUCCUCUCCCGCUGUUGCUCUUGGCAGGAGGAGCGUGCCCGUUCUCCGGCCCCAUUCCUGGCAUGUGGCCAAACUUGCCGAAAGCCGCCCCGACGCCCCUGCCAUGCACUGCCCUGCUGACGCCUUCAGCCUCUCCUGGCCCUCAGGGUGUGAUGUCAGGGCAUGUACCACAGCAAGCGGGACUCAGCCUACAGCUCCUUCUCCGCCAGCUCCAUCGCCUCUGACUGCGCUCUGUCCCUCCGCCCCGAGGAGGCCGCCUCUGCCGACUCCAGCCUCCAAGGCCUCUGCAAGCCCCCCGACGGGCGCUACCUGACCACGGGGGCCGAGCCACCUGCCAGCCAACACCCAGAGGCCUGGCGGGCGCCUGUGCCCCCCCAGCCCCCUGUCAGGAGGGAUAGCCUGCGGGCAGCCCCAGCCAGCGGAGGGGACAGGCACCGGGCAUCGGUGUCGGUGGACAUGCUGCACGCCAAGGGCCGGUGGAUCUCCGACACCUUCCUCUGCCAGCAGGACAGGGAGGCAGAGGUGGCGGGCAGGAGGACGCCGGUGCUGUACUCCAUGAAGGACCGUCUCUCUGCCGACCAGUAUUACAUGCUGAGCUCCCACCCGGACCGGUGCUCGGCCGAGCCGCUCCUGGGGGAGAGCACAGAGCCUGGCAACCGGCUGUACCCGGAUGGUAGCGUGCAUCGAGUGCCGGAUGCCAUGGCGGCAGGUGACAACCCUUUGCUCUCCCCGCUCAGGGGCCACACAGUACACCGGCACAGUGCUCCUGAGCAGCUGCUGGCCUCCCAGCUCCGCUCCCUCAAGGUGGGCACUGGCAGCGGCCGAGCCUCACCGGCCCCCAACGGGCACCACUGGACCCUCUCUCCGCUUCACCAUGAGGGCAGCCGGCCAGGGGCUGCAGGGGCUGCCCAGGACCCCCCGCUCUGCCCAGAGCCGUGCUGCCGCCUGCCACCCUACCACUGCUGCCCCGAGCUGCAGCAAGCCUGCGGGCAGGACGGGCCGGGGGCCAACCCAGCACAUGGUACCGAGGGGCCAGCAGAGGAGGAGAGCCGGGCAGGGGGCCGGCGGACUGCAGGUCCUCCCCACCGCUCUGCUCAGAUGCGCCGCCGCAGUGACCGCUUCGCCACCAGCCUGCGCAACGAGAUCCAGCGACGCAAGGCCCAGCUGCAGAAGAGCCGGGGUCCCGGCGCCCCGCCGCCUGGCGAGGAGCCAGUGGAGGAGGAGCCCCCCGAGGGCAGUGUGCCCGCGGAGGGACCCCGCACCCCAGCCAAGUGCCUCAGCCCUGCGCUGAGCGAUGACAGCAGGAACCCUGGCUGCUCGGGGGACCGGGGCAUGCCCACCCCUGACCCGCUGCCAGUCCCCAAAGGGGUCCCGUCCCCCGACCGGGCGGUGCCGAUGGUCCAGGGCCGCUGGCGCUGGUCCCCAGAGCGCAAGCUGCAGCCGCAGCGCUCGCCCAGCCCAGGCGAGCUGGAGGGCUACGCGCAGGGGCCGGCGGCCCCCAGCUCCCCAGCACGGGGCAGCGAUGAGGCCGUCCUGCUGCCCUUUGCUGACCGCCGUCGGUUCUUCGAGGAGAGCAGCCGGCCGACACCCCCCCGGCACAGCAAGCCCCCGGCAGGGGAUCCCAGUGCCUUCCAGCCCCCCGGCCCCGAGCGCCGGGACACCCGCCGUCUCUCUGUGGACCAGCCCUAUGUCCCCCCCUCACCUGGCUGUCCCAGCUCUGCUGGCCACUACACUGAGUGCUGCCGGGAGCAGCCCCCCUGCUACAAGCCGCUGGGGAGGCCAGGGGAGCUGGAGUACCUGCGGGGUUUCUCCUACCCCUAUGGGGUUCCCCUGCGCCCUGAGCCCUGCCGCUACUGCGGGGGGGACCUGUGCCCUCCACUGCUGCCCCACAGCCGUGCCUGCCGCUGCCACCCUCAGCCCUGGGCACGCUGCCCUGACUGCUGCUGCCCAGCCCCUCGUCCUGGGCGGGAGGAGAGCGACGCCUGGCCCCCCCGGAGACCUUUCGCCCCGGAAUUUCCCCUGGAUGACUGGGAACCACCAGCGAUAACCAGGAAAGCCAGCCAGUCCAUCAGCGAGCUUUCCCGGUAUCAACCGGGCUUCCCAAGGCUCGGCCCAUUCCGCCCCUGCUUUGAGAGCACCGAGCCAGAGUGGCCACCCUGCUACCGGGCCACGUCCACGCAUGACCUCUCAUGGGAUGGCGACCGCCUGCCCCGCUCCCCCGAGAGCCCCCCGGACCUCCUGCACCGCCCGCUGCGGGGCAGAGCCUUCUCUGAGAGCCACCUCAACCUGGAGCCCGCCAGCCCCCGGGGCCGUGACCGCAGGGAUGUUCUCCGUGCCAAGCUGGACCCCGCUGAUGUCCCCAAAAAGAAGGGUCCCCCACCUCCUCGCCCACCUCCCCCCAACUGGGAGAAGUACAGGCAACGGCGGAUGUCCCAGCGCCUGCCGGAUGGUUCCGGGCACAGCUCUGCCUUCACCACUGCCCCGGUGCCAACGCGCAGCAUCGCCGAGGCCACGCGCGAACGGUCACAGAGCCUCACCGGGGAGCAGGGGGGCUGGACCCGGGGACAUGCCGCUCGCCCCCCUGCCCUGCCAGGUGUCUGGCCCCGACCUGAGCCUCCUGGAUCACUCCGCAGGACACCCGAGCCCGAUGCUGGCAGCACUGAGGUUUGCAGCAGGGUGACAGGGGCCGGGGAGGAGCGACCGAAGGUGAAGCACCCCUGGGAAAUGGAAGAUCAGCCCCAAAGGCUCGUCCAGAACCAGGAGCAAGGCUGGGCUGGGCCCCGCAGCGGGGGUGAGUGCUCCAUGCUCCUGCAUGGUAGCCCUGGCCCCGCCACCUCAGAGCUGCCCAAGCCCAGCCCUGGAGCAUCGGAGGGGCCGAGCUGCCAGGGGGGCCGGCCCCAGCCCCGCCGCAUGGACUCGCAGGAGCUGCUGUGGGACGUGGCAGGCAGGGACAGCUCCCUGGCCGGCAUCCUGGCCCCCCCGGCUCCCCGCAGCACCGCCACCGAGGUGGUGGGCGAGCUGCUGGUGGCAGGGGAGCGGCAGCCCUGGCGGGAGCGUUUGCAGAAGGACUGGCACCUGGAGGCUCUGGCGCAGGACAGGCAGGGCUUCGAGCCCAUCUCGCCACCCCCUGGGAGCGCUGCCAGCUCCACCUCCUACCCGACGUAUUACGGCACAGCAACGGGCAAAGCUGAGCCCCUCAGCAAGGUGAAGGAGCUGCCUGAGGUGGUGGAGCGGAGCUCAGAGGAUGAGGAAGAGGAGGUGGACCACGAGCUAGUGGAGAAGAAGCUGCAGCUGAUCGAGAGCCUGAGCCGCAAGCUGGCGGUGCUGCGGGAGGCGCAGCGGGGGCUGCAGGAGGACAUCAGCGCCAACGGGGCGCUGGGCGAGGAUGUGGCCACCCGCCUGCAAGCCCUCUGCACCCCGGGGGAGUUCGACAAGUACCGCCUCUUUGUGGGCGACCUGGACAAGGUGGUCAACCUCCUGCUUUCGCUCUCGGGGCGCCUGGCCCGGGUGGAGACCGCGCUGGGCAGCCUGGGGCCGCACGCCCCCGCCGAGGACAAGGUGGCCCUGCGGGAGAAGCAGCAGCUGCUGGUGGCGCAGCUGGAGGACGCCAAGGAGCUGAAGGAGCACGUGGGGCGGCGGGAGGAGGCGGUGGGCGCCAUGGUGGCGCGGUACCUGCCCGCCGAGCACCUCCAGGACUACCAGCACUUCAUCAAGAUGAAGUCGGCCCUCAUCACUGAGCAGCGGGAGCUGGAGGAGAAGAUCAAGCUGGGCCAGGAGCAGCUCCGGUGCCUGCGUGAGAGCCUUGGCCAGACCCCCAAGGGCUGCUAGCCCCCCACCCAGUCUCCCCAGGGACCCUGGCCGUGGCCCCAGCUUGCUUCCAAAGUGGAUCUGGCCCAUCAGGGGCUCUCCCUGUGUCUGUCCGUCUGUCCAGCCCCUGCCUUUUAUUUAUUUUUCCAGUGUACCAAGCAGGGGAGGGGGUGUCAGUGCAGGCCCUAGUGGGGGGUUUGUACUGUGGAGGUGCCAUGGGCUCAGUGGCUACUCAGCACCUUGCAGCCCAGCAGGACCAGAUGGACGCAUCCUGCCACCCCCUGAGGUCUUUGUGUGCCUACAGGGGUCCCUCCACCUUGUCCUGGACACCACUGCCUGUCCCACAGCAUCCCCCUGGCUGCCUCGGGGCGUCCCCACGCAGCGCCUGGAAGGGUUAAACCAUCCUCGCCCUCUGUCCUGUCUAUUUGUCCGGCUCUGUCCAUCUGUCCGGUGGGAGCUGGAGGAAUUUCGGCUCCGGCAUCCUCUUCCUCUCCAUUGUGUCCAAAACAAUGGCCCUGGCCAGCAGGUCCUUAACCCGCUCCCCGCCAGAUGGAGGCACCAUGGGGGGCCGAGGUGGGUGCUGGUGGGUGCUGUGCACCCGUCUCCCAGGGGACACAGCGAUGGGUGCUCCUGGGAUGGUGCCCUGCCAGGGAAAGGGGUGCUGGGAGCAGUAGACCAGGGGCUGCAGGUACCCCCUGCCACGAGCUCUGUGGGCACAGGAACCACCCGGUGUCAUCCAGCCUGUGCCUCCAGCCUCCGCCCUGGCACCAGGAGAAAUUAAUAGAGGGAAAACCAUGCUAAGGACAAACGGGUUACCUGUCCCCCUCCUCUGUGCUGCAGCAGCCUCAGAUAGCACUUAGACCUCACCCUGUGUCAUCCCCUCACCCCACCGCUGUCUGUCCUCAUGGGACAGGAAAGUGCCUUGAUGCUGAUUUUGCACAGGGGUUUCAUGCAACCAGCAGCAGCUUGGGGCGGGGGAGGAAGCCUUUUGGGGAGGCAGGGCGGGCUGGGCCCUUUUAGGGGUGGCCCCGGCCAGGCAGCGCAGCCCCAGGGUGCAGGCAGCACCCACGCCUGCCCGCUUGGCACCGCACAGCCCUCCUGCGGGGCUGCUCCCCGCGUGGGCCUCCCCAGCCCAUUGAACACUACACCCCACACCUACCUACCCCUACCCUGGGACAGCGCCCGGCAGCAGUGGGGUUCCCCGCAUCCCUCCCAUCUCAGCCACCCCUCUGCCUGCCUGAGGACACUACGAGGACCAAAGACUGCACCCACUGGGUGCUGGGGGAUGUGCUGCUGUGGGGAGGGCUGGCAGCCCUCAGCUCAUCACCACACCAGCAGUGUGUGCCGGUGCCCGUGCCUCGCCGCGUGCCGUUGUGCCUCUCUCACACUAAAGGAGCAGCAGCAGCUGCACAUCUGUC